AACGCAGGUGUUUACGUGUUGACGUACUCCCACUUCCUUAGUUCCCUGAAAGAGGAGCCGCCGUUUCUAAUUUGACCACAAAUCCCAAAUUUCCUUGAAACCUCUGGUCCUUCUCUUAACAUUGAACUUUAAUGUUAAAGAAGCUUGACAGUUCAGCAUGAUCGGAGAGAUUUGAUAUCCACAAUUUUGUUGAAAUCGCAAGUUUUCCCUCAUUCAUCGCAGGUAAAGCUAAAGCUAACAGCGCGUCAUUGGACAUAAUUUACCAAAUCAUCGGCUGAUCCGCAGUCAGUUUGUCCUCUGUUAACUCAGAGUUCAACAAAAGGUAGUCAUGGCCACUCGGCGUCUGACCGAUGCCUUCUUGUUAAUGCGGAACAAUGCAAUCCAAAACCGGCAGAUAUUGGCUGAGCAAGUGAGUACAUACGAGCCCCGUCUGAGUACACGUAGCAAUGCUGCGGAGCUUGAUGAGUUGGCUGAUGACCGAAUGGCUCUGGUCUCUGGGAUCAGUCUGGAUCCAGAAGCUGCUAUCGGGGUCACAAAGAAGCUUCCUCCCAAAUGGAUAGAUGGUGUUGACGAGAUCCAGUACGAAAUCACACGGAUUCGGCAGAAGAUGAAGGACCUGGCCUUGCUUCACGACAAGCACAUGAACCGUCCCACCCUGGAUGACAGCAGCGAGGAAGAGCACGCUAUAGAGAUCACAACUCAGGAGAUUACACAGAUGUUCCACCGAUGCCAGCGAGCUGUGACGGGCCUGCAGUCUCGCCGGGGCCACUGCACCGCGCAGGAGGAGAAGCUGUUGGUGAACGUGGUGUCGUCCCUCGCACAGAGCCUGCAGGACCUGUCCAUCAACUUCAGGCACACGCAGUCCAGCUAUUUAAAACGUAUAAAGAAUCGGGAGGAGCGAUCGAAGCACUUUUUUGACUCUGGGCCUUUAAUGGAAGAGGAUGAAGAUUUAGCUUUGUAUGACAAGGGGUUCACAGAUGAUCAGUUAAUGCUGGUGGAGCAGAACACAGUUUUAGUGGAGGAACGGGAGAGAGAGAUCCGACAAAUAGUGCAGUCCAUCUCGGAUCUGAAUGAGAUUUUCCGAGACUUGGCAGGAAUGGUGGUGGAGCAGGGAACUGUUCUGGACAGAAUUGACUUCAAUGUGGAGCAGGCCUGUGUAAAAACAGAAGAUGGCAUGAAACAGUUACAAAAAGCGGAGCAGUAUCAGAAGAAAAACAGGAAGAUGCUGGUCAUUUUGAUCCUUUUUGUCAUAGUCCUUGUUCUAAUUAUUAUUCUUUUUGGAACAAAGUUCAAAUGAAUCAUUCCUCUGGCUUUGUGUCUGUCUGUUUGAGUGUUUGUUGUGUAUAUGUUUGGACUUGGACUCUUCUCGAUUUGGCUUGAAACCAUCAAGUAGAAUUCAACAUCCCUCCAAGUGCAUUUGGAGCGGUUUGGUUUUCCAGCUGCUGUUGAAUGAAAGAAGCCAUCUUCAGUCUGGUUAAGCAUGAAGCCCCGUCCAUGCAGACAUAUCUGUGUCUUAACGAAAGGAAAACCCCUUUUGUUGUUGAAGUACCCAUGUUAAACUGCUAAAGUGGAGCCUUUUCUGCUGAAACUCGAAGCACAGAUUGUGAUGAAGAUCAGUGACUUCUGCCUAAAAUUAUUCAGACAUUCAGUUUCUGCGGGGGACCAGAAGGAAGUCAAAAACAACACAUUAGGUGUAAUAACAAAUACAUUUUCAGAUCUGCCUUAUAUUUACAUCUCAGUAUUUGACCUCUUAGAAAUGUAAAAAAUUGUAUUUGGGUUGAUUAGAAACGCUUUUUAGUACCAAAAAUAUUCUUGUGGUUUAUUAGCCACCUACUUUAUUGAAGUGGCUCCACUUUAACAUGGCUUUUAGUCUUCUUUCACACUCGCUACACUUGGAAUGAAGUGCUCAUUGUAAAAACACUGGUUUUUAUAUUCCAUUGGCCAUGCAUAAAGUGCUACCUUUUUAAACUCUUGCAGUUUGCACAUAUUGAGGCCUGGGGGGUGUGUUAUGGAGGUUAUACUACUGUUGCUUGUAUGAUAUAAAGAAUUAUUUAUUUUCUGAUACCUUCAAAUAAUCCAGAGGUGUUUCCUGUAGAUUUACUGUACACCGAGUAGAGUAUGUUUAAAAUAAACCCACUCCACUGAACUGAAAACUGUGAUGUUGUCCAACGCAGGCAGUCGUUUGGAGAUGGCCUUACGAUUAUGAUUUUUAUUAUUGUUGGUUUCAGUUUGGACACUUUAUUUGGGUGUGUUGCAAAAACUUAUGUUGUUUUCUCUUUGAAAGACUGAGAAACUUAAAUGAUAGAGAGCUUUAUAAUCUGUAUUUAACGCUACACUUCACACAACUGUCUAGUCAUCUGUGUCGUCGUUGUGGAGUUUUGUUUGUGAUGGACAAAAUGGUAUUUGUGGUACUACAUGUAUGUUUUUGUUUUUGAAGUGAAACAGUUGAGGAGAACACUUUUUUUUGUUUGUUUUGUUUUUUUAAGAAAAAAGCUGAAAUGUGUUCUGUGUGUUCUGAACGGCAGCAUUGCAACAGGAUGUGAACACAAGGAACCAAUAAUCACAAAGUGGAUAUUAAAGACAGCAAAAAUACAA
Messenger RNA from Girardinichthys multiradiatus, 2595 nucleotides. RefSeq names its product syntaxin 16 (gene stx16). The transcript has 9 exons. Gene Ontology annotation, biological process: vesicle fusion; vesicle-mediated transport; intracellular protein transport. Lineage: Eukaryota; Metazoa; Chordata; Actinopteri; Cyprinodontiformes; Goodeidae. Gene Ontology annotation, molecular function: SNARE binding; SNAP receptor activity. The record is from RefSeq and is a predicted model, not a curated record. Gene Ontology annotation, cellular component: SNARE complex; membrane; endomembrane system. Bases 329 to 1297 code for a protein of 322 amino acids.